Messenger RNA from Phlebotomus argentipes, 931 nucleotides. RefSeq names its product cytochrome b5. The record is from RefSeq and is a predicted model, not a curated record. The transcript has 2 exons. Bases 537 to 878 code for a protein of 113 amino acids. Gene Ontology annotation, cellular component: membrane; intracellular membrane-bounded organelle. Lineage: Eukaryota; Metazoa; Arthropoda; Insecta; Diptera; Psychodidae. Gene Ontology annotation, molecular function: heme binding.
UAUUUAUGGUACAAAAAUGUUAUUCUGUAUCAUACAAUUUCGUAGAAUUUUAUGUAGUCUAUGUUCUAUUGAUUCUGUUUUAUAUAUGUAGCUUCAACCGCUCUAACCGCGCAAUAUUGGGGAUUUUGCAAUACAUGCAUAAAUUACCCUCUCAUGAACCUAAUUUAUUUACAUAAGAUAACGCUAAAUAUAUCUAAAUUACGCAUACAUCCAGGUGCAAAUGAAGCUAGAUAGCACACAAGCCACUAUGAAUUGGUUUUGAGCGAAAUCAGAGGAAUAGAGAAAAUCAAAAAUACCAAUGAAUGUCUUCAGAAUUAUUAUCUCUGAUUAUAGAAUAGUGCUAAUUGUCACGUAUUGAAACCAAUCAAUAUCUUAAAUCACAGUGCUUCAUUUCCCAAUUCGUGCUGAAAGUAACGUUUGCUGAUUUUCACUUAAAUCGAUUGUUUCUUCUCCUCUAUUAGUUUAUAUAAAAAAAUGUGGCUUGUGACAAAGCUUCACUUCUGGAAAUUUUGUGAAUCAAGACAAUCAUAAGGAAAAUGACUCAAAAAUACACCCGUGAAGAAAUUUCCCAGCAAAACGGAAGGGAUGGGAAAGACUGUUGGCUGAUCAUAAAGAACUCAGUGUACAAUGUGACGAAUUAUCUUCAGGAUCAUCCGGGCGGCGAUGAUCUCAUCUUGGAGUGGGCUGGAAAGGAUGGAACGAAGGCGUUUAACGACUUUGGCCAUUCAACGGACGCUUUGAGAGAUCUGAAGAUGCUGAAAAUAGGAGAAGUGGUAGACGAGAAGAUCCUAGUUAAGCAAUCCAAGAACGCCGCAGAAAAUAUUAGACCUGAAAUGAUGAAAAAGAAGUCUUCUCGUGAAUGCUGCUUUAUUUGUUAGUAUAAAUUAAUAAAUGUCUUUUUGUUUGAACUUCUUCAUCGUAACCAUCAUAA